AAGAAAAUUGAUUGCUAAAAUUUAACACUAUGCGCCAUAAUUACAUUAUAUUGAUAACGCUAUCUUUAUUAGCCUGUACACUGGCUGAAGAAUUUUAUUCUGACAAAUAUGAUUAUGUCAAUAUCGACGAAAUUCUAGAAAACGAUCGUUUACGGGAACAGUACUACAAAUGUUUUAUGGAUACAGAACCCUGCAUAACUCCAGAUUCAAUAUUUUUCAAAGAACAUAUAUCAGAAGCAUUUGCAACAAAAUGUAAAAAAUGCACCGAAAUUCAGAAGAGAAAUAUGGACAAGAUGGCCGAAUGGUAUACCACAAAUCAACCAGACAAAUGGGAUGCUUUAGUGGAAUCUUUGCUAAGAAACGCAAAAAAUAGUGCAAACUGA
Eufriesea mexicana is the source of this 383-nucleotide messenger RNA. RefSeq names its product chemosensory protein 1 (gene CSP1). Bases 30 to 383 code for a protein of 117 amino acids. Lineage: Eukaryota; Metazoa; Arthropoda; Insecta; Hymenoptera; Apidae. The transcript has 2 exons. The record is from RefSeq and is a predicted model, not a curated record.